GUUUUGGCAGGAAGUGAAGUCAAACACAUUGGAGGGAGAGAAAGCAGAGGUGUUUUAUUGUCACGAACAAGGAUGUCCAGUGUUUAUAUAGCCCACAAGUGGUGGUAGUGUGACAGCAGAGGAGUUAAACCCAGCCGUAAUGGCAAAAAGAAAGAAAAAACUGUCUAACUUGGUGGUGUCUUGCGAGUGGGCCUCCUGUACCUUCAAGGGACACUCCAUGGAGGAGUUGAGUGAUCACAUGUCCGUGCACCUGAAGGACCAUCUAGGAGAGGGGGAUGCCAUGGAGGAACUAGAUGACUAUGCUUGUCUAUGGGAGGGUUGUGAGUUUCUAGCCAUGGGAAGCCCCAAGGAGCUAGAACUCCAUGCCCAUUUCCACACCUUCCAUAGCAAGCUCAAGUUCAUCGGGGCACAACUGCUGAAAUCCCACCCUGAGUUCCCCAGUUGUACCCAGGACCUACACAGCAACAACCUGGUCCCUGAAGUGUCAGAGGGACUGGUGUGCCAAUGGGAGCAUUGCGAUAGCACAUUUAACAACCCAGAGUGGUUCUACCGGCAUGUGGACAUGCAUGCCCAUUGCACAGAGCUCCAGCCUCUCCCUGACCAGCAGCAAGCAAUCUUCUGCAACUGGAAAGGAUGUGACGCCUUUUUCAAGAUCAAGUACCGUCUGAGGGAGCACCUGCGGAGCCACACCCAGGAGCGCCUGGUGGCUUGUCCCACCUGCGGCUGCAUGUUCUCCAGCAACACUAAGUUAUUCGACCACAUCCACAGACAAGCUGAGCCUGAGGAGUCCCUGGUGUGUGAGCAUUGUGACAAAGGCUUUGCUAACGAGAGAUUGUUGAGAGACCAUGUUCGACAACAUGUGAACCAUAUAAAGUGUCCUCUGUGUGACAUGACAUGCACUACUCUUGCCACUCUGAAGAUCCACAUCAAGUUCCGUCAUUGUGACGAGCGUCCGUUCCCCUGUGACUUCUGUGAGAGCAGCUUUAAGAACCAGCAUGACCUGCGCAAGCACAUGGAGACCCAUAACGAGGGAGCAGCCUAUCACUGCACUGUAGAAGGAUGCGACUACUCCUCCCGCAUGGCCCACACAAUGAACCAGCACUACAAGAGAGUACAUGAGGGUGGCAUGAUCUCCAAAUACAAGUGUCAUCUGUGUGACAAGACCUUCUCCUGGUGCUAUACUCUAACUCUGCACCUGCGCAAGAAACACCAACUUAAAUGGCCUUCAGGACACUCCCGAUUCAGAUACAAAGAGGAUGAGGAUGGCUACCUAAAGCUGAACAUGGUGCGCUACGAGACCGUGGAGGUGACUCAGGAGAUCAUGAAGAACAUGGCCAGGAAGCGCAACCCUAGGAGGAGACCCUCCUCCGGCCGACUGGCAAAGAGAGCCACCGGGGCGGAACAACACUACAGCUCCCCUCUGAGUUCCUCCCCGCCCUCCUCCUCCUCCUACUCCUCUUCCUCAGAGCUGUCUGCAGAUGAGGAUACGGGCAUGUCGGCCCAGCCCAGCCCCAGAGCCACCGACUCCCCGGUCUACUGUCUCCUGGACAACGUGUCUGACUUGAGGGAGGGGGCUCACGAUACCAUGGACGACUCAGACUUCUGUGAGCCUUCUGGGGCGGUGAAGGCCUUGACGGAAGUGGCCCGGGGCCUGGGGAUGGAUGUGGUGUGAGAGACUGGGGCCUGGGGAUGGAUGUGGUAACCUUGUUGGGGAAGGAGGACGCCAUACCAUACACCUCCAACCUUGGUAUUGGAUGACGUCCUCUGGUUUUUACAUACGCCUAUGAAAUUUAAUAAUUACAAAUAAUGGAUGUAGAGAGCCACUUCUGGAGAAAGCACUUAACCUUGUUGAUUAAUUGAAUUGCAAAGAGUCUGAUCAGUAGCUUUCGGUCUCUAUUGUUACAGCUGUGCUGUGCUGCAUGUUGGCUGGGGAACAUGUCAGACUGUGUCUGGGUAGAUUUCAGAGCCUAGCCCUUAACCCUAAAUGUGAGGAUGGAAAUAAUGAUGUUUUUGUCUUGCAAUAAAGUAAUAGUUACUUUUUAUGUCAGUGUUUGGUUUCGUUUCAUGUUGAUACCCUACAGAAGGUAUUAAGCAGCUUUAGUUAAAUGCAACCUUGUAAUCAGAUGUAUAGUAUGUAACAGUGUAGAAAUCUACUCAGGUUUCUUUUUUUUAAGGUCUGUGUGACGUUACCAUGCAUUCAUAUUUCUAGGUUGGUUGCCAGUUGUACAUAAUUAGAUUCAUGAUAACAGAUGUCUGACAUUACUAGUAAUGUUGAGUUUCAGGUUGUAUGCUUGUAUACUUUAUCUUUACCAAUUUAUCUGUUAUGUUUUUACAUUCCGUUUCUGUACACUUCAACAAGCCUAAGAACAAACAUCUAUCAUUCAGGGGUAUACACACUCAUUGUAUACACACACGUUACAUUAAAUGGUCAUGAAUGUACAGUUGGAAAUAAAGUUUUUUUCAGCA
Molecule: messenger RNA, 2466 nt
Organism: Osmerus eperlanus (European smelt)
Lineage: Eukaryota; Metazoa; Chordata; Actinopteri; Osmeriformes; Osmeridae
Exons: 10
Coding region: 140-1672 (510 amino acids)
Source: RefSeq, a predicted model, not a curated record